This is a messenger RNA of Nelumbo nucifera (sacred lotus), 1281 nucleotides long. Its product is annotated as Ribosomal L28 family. Gene Ontology annotation, cellular component: mitochondrial large ribosomal subunit. NCBI's taxonomy places the organism in Eukaryota, Viridiplantae, Streptophyta, Magnoliopsida, Proteales, Nelumbonaceae. The record is from RefSeq and is a predicted model, not a curated record. Gene Ontology annotation, molecular function: structural constituent of ribosome.
UCCCUGCUUAAGCCCGAUCCCUCUUUCUUUUUUACGUUUUGUUUCGCUUAGGGUUUCAAGUUUUCAAACUUUCAGAGAAACAACGAAAGAGAAACAGGGUUCAAUUCUUGCGCUUGAGAUUUGAGAAGAAGAAUUCAAGUUUAAAACAGAGAUUUAAUGCCGGUGACUCCAGUCCAGUGAUUAACGCUGGCGACUGUAAUCCGUUUCUGAGUUUUUCACAUUAACGUCGGCGGCUGUAAGCAACUAAGCAUUGGGUGAUUCAAACAGUCCGUAGAUCACAUCUUAUCUGCAAAACAAAAGUAAUAAUAGCGAAAAGGAGAAGAAAAUGGCAUUCAGAUCAAAGGAGAUGUUCAAGAAGAUAAUUAGGAAGGUUGGGGAAGAGAACCUGGUCCCAGGUGUGAAGGAAUCACUGAAGAAAUGUCUCCCAGACAGUAAGGUGGUGAUGAGUAGAGCGAAGAGAGGAAUCUAUGCUGGUCGUCACAUCCAGUUUGGUAACCAGGUCAGCGAAGAUGGUGGCAACAAGACAAGGCGCACUUGGAAGCCCAAUGUACAGGAGAAACGGCUUUUCAGCUACAUCCUUGAUCGACAUAUUCGCGUUAAGGUUACUACUCAUGCUCUUAGGUGCAUAGACAAGGCAGGUGGAAUUGACGAGUACCUGCUUAAGACCCCCUACCAUAAGAUGGACACAGAAAUGGGUUUGUUCUGGAAAGCGAAAAUUGAGAAGAUGUAUGAAGAGCUUGGAGAGAUGGAUGUAGUUUUCUUCUCACCAGAAGAUGAGGCCAAGUUUGAGCAGGGUUUCAAGGACUUAAAAUUGGCUGAGAGGGUAGCACGAAGGGAAGCUAGAAGAAAGAAUUACACUUCUUCUGGAAAACAGAAGCAGAUAGAGUUAAGAGAAGCAGAUGCCAAAGUGGCUGAGAAAGAGUGUGCAAAGAUUCAGGAAGGAAACAAAGAUGUUAGACUGCCUGAGCUAGAGGCUUCCGGGAUUGAUGGAAGUCGAGAUGCCAAUACGCCUGAGCCAAUGGUUGCAAACUCUUGAUUCCUAAAUCACCGCUUUAGGCAUUGAAUCUAUGCUCUCACCUAGUUUUCCAUUUCUAGUGUUUGAGUUUUUGAGCGAACAUGGGGGCCUUUACGGUCAGCUGCUAGAUUGUGCAUGGCUAUGGAAUUUUGUUUCUCUAUAUGUUUAUUCAUAGGAGGUAAUUGAAGCUUUGUAUUGUGCAUGGCCAUCAUGCUAUUGAAUUUUGUUUUUGAGGAGAUAGGAUGGCGGUUCAACUGUCCGUUAAA